Messenger RNA from Triplophysa rosa, 12766 nucleotides. It is a transcript of the gene prkdc, whose product is annotated as protein kinase, DNA-activated, catalytic subunit. The record is from RefSeq and is a predicted model, not a curated record. Gene Ontology annotation, biological process: immunoglobulin V(D)J recombination; intrinsic apoptotic signaling pathway in response to DNA damage; telomere maintenance. Lineage: Eukaryota; Metazoa; Chordata; Actinopteri; Cypriniformes; Nemacheilidae. Gene Ontology annotation, molecular function: DNA-dependent protein kinase activity; protein binding. The coding region runs from base 116 to 12481 and encodes 4121 amino acids. Gene Ontology annotation, cellular component: nucleus. The transcript has 86 exons.
GUGAGCACGCUCGGAUGUAUGUGUUGUUCUGUUUUGCCGCCCUGCAGCAAGUACACUUUUCAUACAUGAGUACAAACAAAUCGUAACUUCUCAUGUAAGCAAGGGAGAAGCGACAAUGUCUUCCGAUGUUUUCACAGUUGGUGGGAUUCAGGGCUAUCUGCUGAAGCUUCAUUCAUUUCUGUCAGACACAGAGACUAGGAACGCAGCGCUCAUCUGCCAUGACAUUAUUGGAGACCUGGGGCAAGAGUGUUUGAUCACCAAGAAUGAGAACGAACUGGUUUUUCAGACAUCUUUGCUUUUUGCAAAGGAAGAAGGAUUGCUUAGCUUUCUCCGAAAGUCUCUUGCUAAUGAAACGCUACGGGAUACAAGAGUGGACAUUCUGAAUUUUCUGGGGGCCUUUCUACAGAGAAUGUCAGGUGUUGUCCGAGGAUGGGACAAGAACUACGCUGUCGACCUUAAGGAAACUUGUCUUGUCGUCUACACAAAGGACAAAGCUGCAAAAUGCAGAACCCCUGCUUUAGAUCUGCUUAUCAAAAUACUGUAUAUCACAAAGGACUCUAGCGUCGCCCAGGAUUUCAAAGUUGGCGAUAUGUUCAACAAGUUUUAUGGAGAGUUAUGUCAGAAGAAUAAGUUACCUGAUACAGUGCUUGGUUACAUUUAUGAACUUCUUGGAGUGUUGGGUGAAGUGCAGCCCAGUGAGAUGGUCAACAAUUCUGACAAACUCUACAAAGCCUAUCUGGGAGAACUGAAAGGACAGAUGACUUCUACUACAAAAGAGCCAAAACUUCCAGUUGUUGCUGGAUGUCUGAAGGGAAUCGCAGCUCUGAUGGUGAACUUCACCAAAUCAAUGGAGGAAGACCCAGUUAUGUCAAAAGAAAUCUUUGAUUAUGCACUGAAGGCUAUCUGUCCACAGACUGAUAUGAAACGAUAUGCAGUCAUCUUUGCCGGUCUCAAACUGUUUACUAAGCAUUCAAACCAGUUCGGCAGCUGUCUCAUGGAUAAUUAUUUUUCUAUCUUUGACGUUAUGUCCAAACUUUGUGGACAUAUCAAUGGAGAGUUGAAAAAGAGUAGUUAUGUAGCUCUUGAGUCUUUUCUGAAGCAGGUUGCCACACUUGUGGCAGAGAACAUUGAGUUGCACAAAAGCAAGUUGAAGUUCUUUAUGCAGAAGUUCUGCGCUAUCAUCAGGACCACGGAGUCCAGUAAUAAAGAACUCUCCAUUGCUAUUAGAGGAUAUGGCCUUUUUGCUGCGCCAUGUAAAGUGGUGUGCCCUCAGGAUGUAGAUCUGAUGUAUACAGAGCUGAUCCAGCGUUGCAAGCAGAUGUACCUGACCAAGUUGGACCAGGACGAUGACAACGUCUACCAGCUGCCAAGUUUCCUGGACUCCAUUGCUAGUGUUCUAAUCCACCUUGAUCGGAUCCCUGAAGUUUACACACCGGUGCUAGAGCGCCUCCUUGUGGUUCAGAUGGACAGUUUCCCUCAGUACAGUCCGAGAAUGCAGUACGCAACCUGUCGGUCCAUAAUCAAGGUGUUUGUCGCCAUGGCGGUUCGAGGUCCAGUUCUCUGGAGUUUCACCAGUUCUGUGGUUCACCAAGGCCUGAUCAGAGUAUGCUCAAAGCCAUUGCUUCAGUCAGAGGGGAAGAGUCCUCCAUCAUUCGGUGAUCCUCAAACAGAGGAUACCACACUGGUGCGCUCUGGGAAGUGGAAAGUUCCUUCUUCAAAGGACUACCUUGACCUCUUCAAAGGGCUUUUAGACUGUGAAAACCUCAAAGAUACAGGAUUCAUGGAUGGAGCUCCAGCUGCCAAGAACUACAACAUGAGAGACAUAAACCGGCACUUAUAUGAUGCUCUGGUGCAGUCAGUCAUGAAGAUUGUCGAGAAACUUGAUCUUUCAGUGCAGAAAGUAAAUACUUCAGAUGAGGCACAGAGUGAUGAAACUUCUGGAUUUAUGCCUUCAUCUGACCCCACAGCAAACCUAAUGGCCAGCAAACCUAAAGACUUCAUUGCCUUUGUCAAUUUGGUAGACUUUUGCAGUGAAUUGUUGCCCUCAAGAAAUCCAGAGUAUUUCGCCCAGUGGAUGUACCCCCUGUGUCACGAGCUCAUUCUGCAGUCAAUACGCUUUCCUCUGGUCAGCGGGUUUUAUAAACUCCUCUCACUCUCUAUGGGCAUCUCCAAGAAAAUACACUACUUUCAGGACCUAAAGGAAGAGCCUAAAGCUACUGCUAGUGGCUACUCAAUAGAAAAUGCCUGUUUUUCACUACUUGGAAAGUUUGGAAAGGAGGUUUGUGUACGUAUGAAACAGUAUAAAGAUGAGCUGCUGGCUGCUUGUUUGAUGUUCGUCCUCUCUCUUCAUCCUGACAUGGUAGCUCUGGAUAUCAAAGCAUAUAUUCCAGCUCUGCAGGCGGCCCUGCGGCUGGGUUUAAGUCAUGCUCCAUUAGCCACAGCAGCAUUGGAAGCUCUUGAAUCCUGGUCCUCUCACAUUCCCAUUUCCAUCAUGCAGCCGCACUACGCUGACAUACUGCCACACUUAGACGGCUACCUCAAAACAACCAGUCAUUCUGAAGAUGACAGCAGAAUGGAAGUGACAUUUCUGUCAUCAGGCAGUUCAAAAGGAUACAGCCAAGUAAUGAUGAGACUUCUGAAGAAGUCAAAACACCUGCCAAUGGGAGAUGAGUCUCCUAUUGCUGCUGUGAGACGCAGAGUGGUACGUCUGCUUGGACACUUGGGAGGACAGCUCAACAGGAGCCUUGUGACAGCUGUCUCUUCCGAGGACAUGAUGAAGCGUUUCGUAGCGUGGGACAGUGAGAAGAGGCUGAGUUUUGCUGUCCCUUUCAAAGACAUGAAGCCUGUAAUCUACCUAGACUCCUUCCUGCCGCGGGUCACAGAGCUUGCACUGUCCUCCAGUGACAGACAAACUAAAGUGGCAGCAUGUGAGCUUCUGCACAGUCUGGUGAUAUACAUGGUGGGUAAAGGAGCCCAGAUGACAGAGGACGACAAGUCUGCUCCUCCAAUGUACAACCUGCACCGAAGAGUCUUUCCUUUUCUUCUGCGUCUGGCCUGUGAUGUCGACCAGGUGACAAGGCAGAUUUUUGAACCUCUGGUGAUGCAGCUCAUCCACUGGUUCACCAACAACAGAAAAUUUGAGAGCCAGGACACCGUGGCAGUGCUGGAGGCCAUUUUGGAUGGAAUCGUGGAUCCAUUAGACAGCACCCUCAGAGACUUUAGUGCCACCUGCAUCCAGGAAUUUGUCAAAUGGUCAAUUAAACAGACCACCCCCAAACAGCAGGAAAAGAGCCCUGCAAACAUCAAAUCUCUAUUCAAACGCAUUUACAGCUUGGCCCUGCACCCCAACAUCUUCAAAAGACUCGGGGCUGCGCUCGCCUUCAACAGCAUGUACAGGCAUUUCAGAGAAGAGAAGUCUUUGGUGGAACAGUUUGUUUUUGAGGUACUGGUGGUGUUUGUUGAGAGCCUGUCCCUGGCCCACUUUGAUGAGAAGGCCCUGGGAACUGUUCAACAGUGCUGUAGUGCCCUGGACCAUCUGAAGAGAAUCAUCAAACACAAGGCAGACUCGCUCGAUAAGAAUUCCAAGAGACGUACACCCAGAGGUUUCCCUGCAGAUCAGGCAGUGUGCUUGUUAGAUGUAGUCAUGUGGCUGCUGACCCAGUGUGGAAGACCACAGACGGAAUGCAGACACAAAAGCAUGGAGCUCUUCUAUGAGUUUGUUCCUCUAUUAUCAGGUCAUUCAUCUCCUGUGGUAUGGCUGGAGCAACAGGUGAAGCAGCGUGGUCCAGGGUUUCUAAUUUCGUGCUUGGAGGGCGGUGGUUUACUCUCCCAGCCUACCUUGAGAGAAGUUGAAACCCCUUUUAGCAUCAGAGCCACCUUACAAUGGAUGGAUCUUCUGCUGGCUGCUCUUGACUGCUACAACACCUUCACAAGUUCGCGUUGUAUUCAGCCCCAGAAGAUUCUUGGUACCGGUGAGAAGUCCAGCUUUUUGCCAGCUGUCCGUUUUUUCUUGACAGAGCUGUCCAUGCAUGAUGUAAAAACUGCCAGCGCUUGCUUCAGAGCAGGUAAUGUUGCCCAGUUACACUUCAGCCCCCGUGAGAUAGACCAGUACAACUACAGCAAGUGCACCAUCAUCGUCCGAUUGCUGGAGUUUUGCACCAUGGUACUGCAGAAAUGUCCACAGGACCUCUGGAAGUUUAUGGAGCAGGAUAUUUUCAACUCCUCAUUUUUCUCAAUGGUGGCACUGACGGUGUGUGAGCCCUCAUCAAUUGGGUUCAACAUGGCUGAUCUGGAGGUCAUGAGUCAGCUGCCAGAGGUGUGCGUUCCUCUGUUGAAAGCUUUAGCAUUAACACAUUACAAGGCAGAACUGGAGAGUGGCAUUAGGAAGAGAAUUACUGUACAAAGUGUGGAGGAGUUGUGUACUGUUGAUCUAUAUGAGGCAGACACCAGAGACAAUCAUGCUAACAUAAAUCUGUUACUGUCAGCCUGUAAGCAGCUUCAUCAGUCUGGGCUGCUCAACUCGGUUCUGCACACUCAGGAUGUUGGUUAUGGUCACUCACUUGGAUCCAAACUUCUCACUAGUGUGUAUAAAAGUAUCGCACCUGGAAACGACAGGAAGUCACUGCCGUCUAUGGAUGUUGGCAGCAGGAAGUUGGCUGACAGACUCGUGCAGCUGGCGUUCUGUUUGGGUGAUCAGAGUGAACAGUUGGUUGGUGUUUUGCUGAACACCAUCACACUCUCCGUUCCUCUCUCCGGCAGUCUGAAUCCUCACUUCCUCAGCUUCUCUCACGGGGAAUAUUUCUACAGUCUCUUCCAGACAUCUAUCAAUGCUGAGUUACUUUGCAGAAUGGACCACACGGUACCGCUGCUGCUGACGGCAGCCAAUCAGAAUCCUAGCAUGGUUAGUGUUCUGCUCAACGGCAUGUUGGAUCAUAGUUUUCGCGAGCGCUCGGUCAGAAAAUCUCAAGGUUCCCAAUUGGCUGAGCAGGUGUUAAAGGGGUGGGAUUUACUCAGGUCAUGGUGGGAGGGUCCUGCAGCCUCACCACAAAGCAAAACUUCAGUCCUGACUUUGCUCACCAAAGUUCUCCAGAUCGACUCAUCAGUUUGCUCCAAUACUGAUCACCCAUCCUUCAAUACAGUGUUCACCACUUUUACCGCUCUUAUCACAGAUGUAGCUCUGCCCUUAAAUCUGAAGAGCCAGGCUCUGGUUAUGCUGCCCUUCUUUACUACAUUACCCAGCAUGCCACUGGAGGAGCUCAGGAGGGCUCUGGAGACUCUGGUGGCAGCACAUUUCCCCAUGCAGUCUGAUGAGUUUCCCCGCGGCUCACUCCAGUGCAACAACUACAUGGACUGCGUCCGCAAAUUGUUGGAGGCCCUGCAGCUCUCUCAGAGUCCUGCGUUACUGAAGCUCAUGGCUAGAGUUCUGUGCAGGGACAAAAAACAUAUAAUGGAGGAACUAUUUCAGACCUGCUUUCAGAAGAUUGCUCACCAGUCCCAGUUGGAAAGACAAGUCCUUCUGCUCAACUCUGUCUACCAGUCUUUUCAAGCUAAAGAUGUUCCAUCAAAUUCAAUGCUCAUGGGUCUGAUCGACAGAGUCCUGCUGCCAUUGGCCACUCAUUGCAGCCCUCCAGCUCUCUCUCAGUUCUUCAUCACUAAUAUCACUGAUAUCAUGACUACGCUACAAACACGCUUUACCAAGCCUGUUGAGUCAGUAUUUGAGAGUCAAAUUAUGAUGAAGAUGGGCCGUUAUAAACUGCUGGAGAUGUUGUACUCUCGUCUGCCGAAGGAGGAAGUCUACUCUAAAAGCUCAGCUAUCAACCAGACCUUCUGUGGCACACCUAAUGCUGAAGGCAAUGAGCUUUCCAAGAACCUCCUCAAAUCGUGUUUUGAGGCCUUCACUGAGAACAUGAGUGGAGAGACGGUUCUGCUGGAGUUAAGGAGACAGUAUCACUGUGCUGCUUAUAACUGUUCCAUCGCUCUGAUCAGCUGCAGCUUCAAUGAGACCAAGUUCUAUCAGGGCUUCCUCUUCACUGAGAAACCUGAAAAGAAUCAACUGAUUUUUGACAACCUCAUUGAUGCACAAAGGGUCUACAAUUUUCCUAUAGAGAUUGAUGUCCCUAUUGAAAGGAAGAAGAAAUAUGUUAUGAUCAGAAAGGAAGUGAGUGGGGAAAACGGAGAUGCACCGGUAUAUCUCUCCUCGCAGUCGUACAUGGCAGACAGCAGUCUCAGUGAAGAAAUGAGUCAGUUCGACUUCUCCACUGGAGUUCAGAGCUUCUCCUACAACUCCCAGAAUCCAUCAGGAGAGAGCAGCUCCAGCAGGACUCGGGAUCGUAAAGAAGUUUGGUCUCAGGAUGAGACUGUGGAGCUAGAGAUGGACGAGCUGAAUCAACAUGAAUGUAUGGCCAAUAUGACCGCGCUGCUGCGUCACAUGCAGAGGAACAACAUUACCCCUACAGUAGAGGAGGGUGUAACACCUGAUGAUCUUCCUCCAUGGAUGAAAUUCCUGCAGGGGAAGUUGAACAAUCCCUCCACCCCACUGAAUAUUAGACUCUUCAUCGCCAAGCUGAUCAUCAACACUGAGGAGAUAUUUCGUCCAUAUGGGAAGCAUUGGUUGGGUGCACUGGUACAGUUGGUGGUUUCCAGUAGCAAUGGAGGAGAGGGCAUUCAUUUCAUGGUGGUGGAUAUUGUGGUGACUGUCCUGUCAUGGACCAGUGUGGCCACACCAAAGGGUAACACUAGAGAUGAAGUGUUGGCCAAUCGGCUGCUUGGAUUUCUCAUUAAAAACUGCUUUCACAACAAGCGGCCUGUGUUUCGCCACAACCUGGAGAUCAUCCGCACAGUUGUAGAGUGCUGGAAAGACUGCCUCACCGUACCCUAUGAUUUGAUAUAUGAGCGCUUUGCUGGAACGGAUCCCAACAGCAAAGAUAACUCUGUUGGACUUCAGCUCUUAGGCAUUGUGAUGGCCAAUAACCUUCCACCUUAUGAUGCUGCGAGCGGGAUUGACCACGACAGAUACUAUCAUUCUCUAGCCAGCAACUUAUCAUUCAUCAGAUACAAAGAGGUGUACUCGGCGGCUGCAGAGAUCAUCGGCUUAAUCCUCAACUACUUCACUGAAAGACAAAGUCAAAACGAAGGGGCCUUAUUGAAUAUCACUGUUACUAAACUCAUGGAACUGAGGAAGAAGGAGGUGGAUGACAAAUUUAUUGUUUGCCUGAGCAAAGUGUCCAAACACUUCCCACCCCUGGUGGAUCAAUUUGUGAAUCCUGUGUUUUAUUUGCUGCCAAAGCUGCAUGGCGUGUUGAAGACACACUGCCUUGAAUGUGUGCUGAGUCGUGCUGAUGUCAUCCCUGAAAUCUACCUGCACCUCAAGACCAAAGGCCUUUCACAGAUCAUGAGUCACAGAGAUGAAGCCAGGCAACGUGUUUGUCUGGACAUCAUUCAUAAAAUCCUGGCAUGCCUAAAGCCGGAGGAGCUAAAAGAGAUUCUGGGAGCGGUCACAGCAUUUGUGUCUCAUCCUUCUCCUGUCUGCAGAGAGAGGAUGUAUGACAUCCUCAUGUGGAUUCAAGAUAACUACAGUGAUUCAGAGAGCAGAGAAGACAGCACAUCUGUGGAAGUGCUCAAUGCAGCUCGGGAGACUCUUCUUCAGGGACUGACAGAUGAGAACCACGGUUUACAGCUUUAUGUGCGUAAUUUCUGGAGUCACGAGAGGCGUUUACCUCCGGCCACGCUGGAGCGCAUGCUUGUCGUGCUAAAAUCGCUUUAUUCAUCACGCAUUGAGGAGCGGUUCCUCAGCCUGGUCACAGACCUACUGUUGGAGAUGACCAGUCACAGCCCUGACUUUGCACGCAACAUGUUUGAAUUCCCACUGUCAGAGUGCAAGUUUCAGGACUACACAAUACAGUCUAAUUGGCGUCUACGAAGUACAGUCCUAACGCCCAUGUUUAUGGAGACCCAGGCCACCCAGGGCCCUGGCACUCAGGGUUCAGAUGCUGGAGUGAACCAGGCAGGCACAAUGAGGGGUCAGAUCAGGGCCACACAGACAUCCCUGGAGUUCUCUCAGACUCUGGCUCCUGGCUCAGGGCGGCGGUCAGCGUAUAACUGGUUGACAGGAAGUAGCGUGGACACUCUGGCCGAUUAUUCCCUCUCAUCUGAUUCUCUCUCAUCACUCUUGGUGUUUGAGAAAAAGAGAUCAGAGCGACCUCAAGCCGCCUGGAGAGCCGUGGGCGCAGGGUUCGGUACGAAACGUCUGACCGCCACCGGUGAUGAGACAGACAGUCGGAGUGCAGCUGAGCGGGAGAGACGUGCAGACAUUCUGAGGCUUAGGCGGAGAUUUCUAAAGGACAGAGAGAAGGAGGGCGUCCGAUUCGCCAAGAAAGAAAUUCAGUCGCAAAGAACAGAAAGGGAGAGGAGAGCAGAUUUGAAGCUCCGUCAGGAUGCUCAGGUCACGCUGUACCGCAGCUACAGGGUUGGAGAUCUUCCUGAUAUUCAGAUUCAGCACAGCAGCCUCAUCGCCCCACUGCAAGCCCUAGCACAGAGGGAUGCUACACUGGCGAAGCAGCUGUUCAGCUCACUGUUUGCAGGGGUGCUGGUUGAAAUGGAGUCAUCUAAGUCUAAUAAAGAAACAGCAGGCAUUAUGAAGGAUCUGCUGCAGACGUUAAACACCUUCCUCAGCACAAGCACUGUGUACUUCCCCCCUUUUAUUUCCUGCGUGCAGGAUAUGAGUUAUCAUCACAAAGCCCUACUCGAUGUUAAGCCGAUCAAUGUGAGCGCCAGCUGUCUCGCCAGUCUGCAGCAGCCAAUGGGCAUCCUGUUACUGGAGGAGAGUUUGCUUCAAGGAACCACAGCGUCAGAUGAACCUCCCUCUAAAAAAGCAAGAGGCAAACGAGAACUGCCACCUGACACCGACAGAUGGAUCCACCUCGCCAAACUUUACAGGUCUUUGGGAGACUAUGAUGUGGUCAGGGGAAUCUUUAGUGGCAAGAUUGGAACAAAGUCAAUAACUUUUACAGCUCUACAGGCCGAAGCAAAGAGUGAUUAUGCUGAAGCAGUAAAACUCUACAAUGAGGCUCUGAACAAAGAGAAUUGGGAUGGUGGCGAGCCCACGGACACUGAGAAAGAUUUCUGGGAGAUCGCUGCACUGGAAGCAUACGAUCACCUGACAGAGUGGAAAUCUCUUCAGUACUGUGCCACAGUCAACAUAGACGCCAGUUCGCCCAUCAACCUAGACAAGAUGUGGGCGGAGCCAUUUUACGUGGAAACAUACCUGCAGUACAUGAUGCGCAGUAUGUUGAAGCAGUUGCAGCUGGGACAGAGAGAUCAGGCUCUGCUCAGCUUUGUCGAUGCUGCAAUGAAGAAGGAAGAGAGCAAGAUCGUCAUGGAGACCCAUUACAGUCAGGAGCUGAGUUUACUGUACAUCCUGCAAGAGGACUAUGACAGAGCCAAAUAUUACGCCAAUAACUGCAUGCAAGUCUUCAUGCAGAACUACUCUAGUAUCGACCCACUGCUGAACCGCAGUCGUCUGGCUGUGCUGCAGUCUGUUCAAGCUCUGACUGAGAUUCAAGACUUCCUGAAUUAUAUCACAGGAGAGGUCUCCGUAAAUUCUUUGAAGUUCUUGAUCAGACGGUGGACCAGUCGCUAUCCAGAUAUCAAACUGGACCCCAUGAAUGUCUGGGAUGACAUCAUCACAUCUCGUUGUUUCUUCUUGGAUAAGAUUUUGGAGAAGCUGAGUUCCAGCCCUGAAAACAGCAUGGAGGUGGAUGGUGCAGAGCAGGUCGGUGGAAAGGAGCCUGGAACACUGGUGAAGAACUGCAAGUUCAACAUGAAACUUCAAAUGGCAAACAGCGCAUGGAAACAGAAUAACUUUCCAGUGGCCACAAAGCUGCUGAAGGAACUCCACCGUGAGGCGAAGACGGAUGAUGCCUGGCUGCUCCGCUGGGUUCACAGCUUUAGCCGUUUCACUCACAGAAGAAGCGCUGGCCUCGGAUCAGUUGAACAGAUUAAUACUCUGCUCAAGAACGUUCCACUCCUGAUGGACACAAAGGAACAGAGUGAAAGCUCCUCGGCUCGUAUGUUCCGUGACCAGAAGAUCCUUCUCGGCACCACCUAUGGUCUGAUAGCCAGUGCUGUGGAUCGCAGUCCCUCGGCCCUGGAGACUCUUGGAGAAGAGAAGGCAGAAAAAAUUCUCAAACUUUCAAUGGCCUCAUCCAUCCCUCAGGUGGUGGAGGGUCUUCAGAUGCAGGCUCUGGAUCUGUUGCGCAGUGCUGCCCGUAAGGCCGAAGAGGAGGAGCAGUCCUUCAGCCAACAGCAUGUGGACAUGCGUGGUAUCGUGGAGGCCUACAUGACCUUGGUGAACUUCUGUGACAGAAGACUGAGAGAGAGUGAGCAGAAAGAAGAGCCGAUCAGUUCAAAGCUUCAGUCCUUACCUGCACAUGUAGUGAAGAUGAUGCUGAAAGCCCUGAAGCUCAACUCCGAGGAGGCCAGGCUCAAGUUCCCUCGACUGCUGCAGCUAGUGGAGCUGUACCCUGCCGAAACCCUCGACCUGAUGGUCAAAGAGGUGGUUAAUGUGCCUUGCUGGCUGCUGAUUGGCUGGAUCAGUCAAAUGAUGGCUCUGCUUGACAAGCCACAGGCAACAGCAGUUCAGCAUGUUAUAGAGGAGAUUGCGGAAUACUAUCCACAAGCUCUCAUCUACCCGUGCAUGAUCAGCAGUGAGAACUACACCUUUGAGGAGUCUGCGAGCGGUCAGAGGAACCGGCAGUUUGUUGAGAAGCUGAGGUCAUCACUGGAUAAAGGUGGGGUCAUUCAAGAGUUUGUAGAGGCACUUCAGCAGCUUACUAACCCUGAAAUGCUUUUCAAGGAUUGGUGGGACGAGGUGAAGAAUCGACUGGAGAAACCAAACCUGGACAAACAGAGUAUUAAACAGCUCUAUGAAGAACUGACUGGAUUACUUGGUGAUUCAAAGGCCCCGGGAUUCGGAUCUUUCAGGAGGAAAUUCAUUCAGAAAUUCUCUAAGGAAGUAGAGAAGCUUCUUGGUCCUGGAGGAUCCAAACUCUAUGAGAAGCGUAAGGAGAAGGCGUACCUACAGCAGGUGGACAAAAUGGCUGCCUCCAUGAGAGAUUUCCAGAAAGAGCCAGGAAAUCUGAAGGAGUACUCACCCUGGCUCAGCAGCUUCAAGGCGGACACGAUCAGAAAUGAACUGGAGGUGCCAGGUCAAUAUGAUGGCAGGUCAAAGCCUUUGCCAGAAUAUCAUGCAAAGAUAACAGGUUUUGAUGAAAGGGUAAAGGUUAUGAUGUCUAUUCGACGGCCGAAGCGUCUCAUCAUACGAGGAGAUGACGAGCGGGAUUAUCCAUUCCUAGUAAAGGGAGGAGAGGACUUGAGGCAGGACCAGCGUAUCGAACAGCUCUUCGGUGUGAUGAACAUGAUUCUCAGUCAAGACACUGCAUGUUCUCAACGUAGCCUGGCGCUUCGCACCUACCAAGUCAUUCCCAUCACCAGCAGGAUCGGCCUGAUCGAGUGGAUGGAGAACACCUGCACACUAAAGGACUUCCUUUCCAGCAGAAGAACUGAACAGGAGCUAAAGAGAGUUGCACUCACACAGCCUAAUGAAUGUUAUGGUAACUGGAUCAGUAAAAUGACUGGGAAGCCAGAUGGCAUUCAACGAUAUGCUGAACUGUACAAGAAGGCCAAACGUGUGGACACUGUUAACAACUUUAGGAGAAUUGAGCAGAUGGUGCCUGAUGACCUGUUAAAACGUGGCUUUCUGAGGAUGAGUACCACACCUGAAGCCUUCCUGUCAUUAAGAUCCCAUUUCAGCAGCUCUCACGCUGUGCUCUGCGUCAGUCAUUGGAUUCUGGGCAUUGGUGACCGCCAUCUCUCCAACUUCAUGAUCAACACAGAGACUGGUGGCAUGAUCGGCAUUGACUUCGGUCACGCUUUUGGAUCAGCAACACAGUUUCUCCCAGUGCCUGAACUGAUGCCAUUCAGACUGACACGGCAGUUUUUGAACCUGAUGCGACCCUUGGCUGAGUCUGGUCUCAUCCAGAGCGUGAUGGUCCACUCGCUACGAGCCUUCAGAGAUGACCCAGACCUGUUACUCAACACCAUGGAUGUGUUUGUUAAGGAGCCCUCACUAGACUGGAAGAACUUUGAGCUCAAGCAGUUGAAGAAAGGAGGUACCUGGACAGAAAGUGUGAAUACCAAAGAAAUAAACUGGUUCCCUCUACAGAAGGUCAACUUUGCUCGGCGGAAGCUAGAGGGAGUCAAUCCCUCGGUUAUAACAAGUGAGGAGCUCUGUCUGGGUUUUGAGAAGACUCCAGAGUAUAAGGGCAUGGUAGCUGUCGCUCGUGGAGAGGAACCACACAACAUACGAGCCCGACACAAGGAGAAAGAUCUUGGUGUUGAAGAGCAGGUAGACUGCCUGAUCGAUCAGGCAACAGAUCCCAAUAUACUGGGCAGGGUAUGGGUAGGCUGGGAACCAUGGAUUUGAGUCACUGUGACAAAAACAUUGUAUUUCUAAAAACUGUAAACGGUUUCUUAUAGUGUAUAGACAUGGCGUUUAGCUCCAUGCUUAAUUUCUUAACCACUGUCUAAUUGAGAUGAGGCUGUGAUAAUAUUCAAUAACACUCAAGACCUAAAUAUUUGCUACAAAACCGAUAUGUUGUGUUUGAAUUAUGUUUUAAUGUUGAUGAAGGAAAACUGGUGUAUUUUUUUCUGGAUGCAUUUUUCUAAAGGAAUCAUAAAAUAAAGCCUGCAAAGUGAUGUUGUGAAAGGC